UUCGUUGUGUGUAGACACUGUACUGUAGCAGCUGUAUAACAUUAGAAUAUUUUAAAUUUGCUCGAUUUUUACACGAUCGACAAUUAUAUUUGAAUAAAGAAAAACACAUGUAACACAUUUUUAUUUUCGAUUUUAUAAGCGUGGAUGUAUUUUUAGUUCGAUCAGUUUGCCCAACUGAAUCAACAAAACGAUAUUCAAAAGUUUAUAAAAACAUAAUGACGAACUAAUUGAAUUACGUACAUCGUUGUGUUCAAAUUUAAAAUAUUUUUGCCAGUUAGGGAAUGUAGAAACAGAGACAUUUACAAACGCAAAGUGUUCAAAAACGAAUUGUAUGUUUUGUAAUAAGGCACAUAUCAGUUGAUUAAACGCCGAAUAUAAGUUCUAGAUUUGGAAACUUAGUUCAGUAGACUAUAAAGCAAGUGGACAGUGUACUUACCGACGGCGUAAGCAAAACAACAUGUGACGUUGUAAAAUUUCAAUAGACCGUUAAUCGUUAAAACUAAAACAAACACUUGAUUUCUUAUUCAUCAAAAAAUAUACAAAUAAAAAAAAUGGAUUUUUGAAUUGAAGUCUUGAAAAAAAAUUACCCAGCGAAAAUUAAAUUGUGGCAUUGUUUGAAAGCCGACACAUCUAUUAGUACAAUCGAAACUUGGCCAAAAAAGAAAGUACAAGACUUAAUUGAAAUAUUGUUCAAUAUAAACGAAAUUUAAAAAAUGGUGCUUGAGCAUCAAGGUUUACCAAAUUUUCCGAAUGCUGGGCUACAGCCAGCAUUACAAUUGUAUGCUGCAGCGGCAGCUCAUUUGGCACCGCGAAAUCGUGGAGCUGUUGCACCAUGGGCACCAUUUUUACAGUUUGGAAUGCCCGGCGUAUUCGGUAGCCCGUUUUUAUCAAGACCGCGUUUUGCACCCUCGGCCACAGGAUCACCGCCAAAUCAACAAGCCGCGCUGGUCGGUUUAAGCGGUCUCAAUGCGAUUGGCACUGCAAAUGGUCUAAAUUUGGGACAACACAAUCUCAAUGGAGCAAAUCGUACAGCACAAGGUCCACCCAGCGAUUGCUCAAAUGAUGAAGAUGGCGAUGGUGAUGAUGAGAGUAACGCAUCGAAACGUCGAAGAUCACGAACAAACUUCAACUCAUGGCAAUUAGAGGAAUUGGAACGAGCUUUUGCAGCCAGUCAUUAUCCAGACGUGUUUAUGCGUGAAGCUUUGGCCAUGCGUUUGGAUUUGAAGGAAAGUCGUGUUGCGGUUUGGUUUCAAAAUAGACGUGCAAAAUGGAGAAAGAAAGAGCAUACCAAGAAAGGUCCAGGUCGGCCAGCUCACAAUGCACACCCGCAAUCGUGCUCGGGCGAACCAAUUCCACCAAAUGAACUUAAAGCUAAAGAAAAAGCUCGUCGCAAAAAGAAAUUGUCCAAAGCUCUGGAGCGCCAAGCACGAAAAUUACGCGCUAAAGGUAUUACCGUUGACAUCGAAACACUGAAAGCAGAAUACUUGGCUCAGCAUCGAAUUAACAGUGAAUCGGAUUUGGAAGAUGAUGACAUUCAAAUUGAUGUUGUCGGUGAGGUUAGUGAUGACGAUGAGCCAGAAGAUUGUUCAAUGGUGCGACGCGAUAGCACGGAUGGUCGUGAAAGUAGUGGUGACAGUGAUGCACCAAAGAUUAGCAUCCGAUCGAAUCCCUUUAGUAUAGAGUCAUUACUAUACAAUAAUACGUGAGAUUUCACUACCCCACAACAAAACACAUCAACGAAAUGGUUGGAGAUUUUUCGCACGCAAUCUCUCAUACAAACCAAAACCGAUUGCCACUCCAAGCAUAGUACAGAUUAAUGCCAACAACAAGAUGAAGAAAAUGUGUAAAGAACAGGAACAAGAUAUAUCAUUUACUUAGCCAUCGUGAUAUGUAGAGGACCAUUGAUUAUAUUCUUACCGAUUUUGUCGAGAGACCAAGAUAUUUUUUCCCCUUCAUUUGAAAUUAUCACGUUUUAUCUGUUGCAAAGCUAAUUUUACUUUUAUAUUUUUGUUUUAUUUUUCUUCUUUUCAAUGAAAUUGGACUCUUCAAAUCACGUGAGAAACCGCAUUUUAUUAACUUGCUAAAGAAGUUAAGUUUUAAAAUCGAUCCAUUGAAUUAUAGAUUACACUUUUCAGAGAAGGGUAAAUCACAAAUUGUGAUUCACAAUUUAGAAAUGAAUCGUUGCGGUGAAAGAGUAGCUCUUAUUUUUCUCCAAAUAAUACUGCAACAUGAAGUUUUUU
Contarinia nasturtii (swede midge) is the source of this 2240-nucleotide messenger RNA. RefSeq names its product homeobox protein unc-4-like. Gene Ontology annotation, biological process: regulation of DNA-templated transcription. The transcript has 4 exons. The record is from RefSeq and is a predicted model, not a curated record. Gene Ontology annotation, molecular function: sequence-specific double-stranded DNA binding; DNA-binding transcription factor activity, RNA polymerase II-specific. NCBI's taxonomy places the organism in Eukaryota, Metazoa, Arthropoda, Insecta, Diptera, Cecidomyiidae. The coding region runs from base 714 to 1706 and encodes 330 amino acids.